Molecule: messenger RNA, 844 nt
Organism: Hibiscus syriacus
Lineage: Eukaryota; Viridiplantae; Streptophyta; Magnoliopsida; Malvales; Malvaceae
Exons: 2
Coding region: 92-670 (192 amino acids)
Source: RefSeq, a predicted model, not a curated record
UUGACUGAUCCUUUAUCCAUUUCCCUUCGUUUUCUUCAUCCUUCAAUCCCUUGGGAACAUUCCAAUUCCAUAAGAAAACAGAAGAGUGAGAAUGAGUUGGAAGAACUUCCUUUUAUACACAACCUGGUCACUGAUACUUAUGCAGCCUUGUUCAGCGGAAUGGCCCGACUCAGACUCAACACCAACACCAACACCAUGGCCUGAACAAUUCCAUGCACUUCUUUCCACCACACAGGAGUCGGGGCGUCUCCUUGUAUCCGACAUGUGGUAUGACUGGCCGAAAGGCCGCAAUUUCUAUCAGAGGCAGCAGCAGCUCGGGGAUCAUAUUUAUGCGGUGGAGUGGAACAAUAAGACCACCUUCUACUACACACUGGGCAUCAAUGGAACAUGCGAUGCCAUUGAUUUUGGAGUUGGGAUUCCCAGGCCUGAUUUUCUCGAUGGAGCUAAUUAUGUGGGGACUCAACUCAAGGAUGGUUUCCUUUGUAACGUGUGGGAGAAAGUGGAUUUUAUCUGGUACUGUGAAGACGUUGCUACUAAGAGGCCAGUUCGCUGGGAUUUCUCUGCUGGAAUAAUUACACACGUCGUGACAUUUGAAGUUGGUGCAACAGUGCCAGACUCAAUGGUUCAGGCACCGCAGUAUUGUUUCACCGCAAAAAAGAACAAUGUCUAAAGUUCACAUCCUGAAUUCAUAUGACUUUAUCUGAUAUUUUGAACAAUUAUGUGUAAAUUAUAUAUGUCAACUCGUAAAAUUCCUGUCCAUUGGAACUACUUGAAGGUUGAUAGGGUUUUGUCCCGUCAUUUUUUUUUGUUGGUUUAAUUACAUUUUAUAGCUCGGAUGGUUUAU